Fusarium vanettenii 77-13-4 is the source of this 519-nucleotide messenger RNA. RefSeq lists its product as uncharacterized. The record is from RefSeq and is a predicted model, not a curated record. NCBI's taxonomy places the organism in Eukaryota, Fungi, Ascomycota, Sordariomycetes, Hypocreales, Nectriaceae. The transcript has 4 exons. Bases 1 to 519 code for a protein of 172 amino acids.
AUGGCCAUUAACUGGGCUCAGGUUGUCCAGCUCGCAAGCUUGGUUGCAGCUACACACUCUUCUGGGUACGGACUUUGCUCCGAUAGAGUGGCUGUACACAAUGCCUUGCUCUUGUUAGACCACGACACAAUAACUCGGCAGUGGUUCCGCGCCUGGGAUUUUGGGCGGAAGUACGGGCCUUUUGUGGUGACCGGCUCCGGCAUGGGCUUCCUCGGGGCUGCUUUACUAGACGGCAUGAACAGCCCUACUUUCGGCCCUAACAUUGUCGCUUCACUCUCUAUGGGUUUCGUUGUCGUUUACACCGUUUUGGUUGUGUUCCCUAUCAACGACAAAUUGCUAGAUGCCCAUGCAAAGUUGAUCAGCUCUAAAAGAUCCGAUGAUGAUCAUCAGACUACGGACGAAAUUCGGAGACUAGCCGCUGCAUGGAAGGUUGCUGACCUCAAACGAACUUUUCUAUCGACAUUGGCGGCCUUGGCAGGUCUGAUUGCUGCGUGCUCGCCAUCUUUCUACGUUGCAUAA